AUGAAUCUCAUCCCAACAUGUCACCGUCGCUCGCCGGUAUAUCUCCCGGAAGAACUUAUUGCCGAAGUGCUUUCGAUUCUUCCCGUCAAAUCACUCCUGCAACUGAGAUGUGUCAGUAAGUCAUGGAAGUCACUCAUCUCCAAUCCCAUCUUUGUCAAACAACACCUUAAUCGAUCUACACGGAAUGCCAACCUCACACUUGUCUCUUCUUUCUUGAAUGAGGGUGUGGCAGCUUUUUGUUUGUUGGAGAAACCUCCAAUCACUGUCAAUCUUUCCUAUGAUCCUUAUCAUCAAUUGAAAGAUAAGGAUCACACGUUUGUAAUUGGUUCCUGCAAUGGAUUGAUAUGUUUCUUAGGUCUUUCUUUCUUCAAUGAGCAUACAGAGAUGCGUCUUCGUGUUUGGAAUCCCGCCACCCGGGCAAUAUCAGAAAAAUUAGGGUUUUCCAGCUAUGACAACGCAAGUCAUCCUCCUACUUUGAUAUUUGGUUAUGAUGAUUCAACCGGCACUUAUAAGGUGGCCUAUUUCAUAUCUCAUACAACACAGGUAAGAGUUUUUAGUUUGGGCCAUAAUGUUUGGAGAAAUAUUCAAAAUUCUCCUCUGGAUCAUGAUUGCAUAAUGAACGUUGUGCAAUUGAGUGGUAGCUUCAUUUGGUUGGCAAAUCAUAAUUAUAUCGGUAAAAAAAUUGUGAUUGUUUCUCUUAAUUUAGGCACCGAAAUACACACUCAAUUGUUGCCUCCUCCGAGUUUUGAUGAUGAGCCAAUUAUUAAUCCAAAUCUAAGUGUGUUAAAGGAUUGUCUUUGUUUUUCUCAUGAUUUCAAUCAAACUCAUUUUGUUAUAUGGCAAAUGAAGGAAUUUGGAGUGGAAGACUCUUGGACUCAAUUCCUUAAAAUUAGUUAUCGUAAUAAUCUUCAAAUAGAUUGUCCAUUUAAUGAAUUCCGCCAUAAUUUGUUGCCACUAUGCCUUUUGGAGAAGAAUGAUACACUGUUAUUGACAGACGCAUAUCAACGUCAUAUAAUUCUCUAUAAUUGGAGGGAUAAUAGAGUUAAAAGAAUCAAUCAAUCUUGGCCGUUCCAUAAUUAUGUUGAAAGUUUGGUUUGGUAUUGUUGA
Vicia villosa (hairy vetch) is the source of this 1107-nucleotide messenger RNA. Its product is annotated as F-box/kelch-repeat protein At3g23880-like. Bases 1 to 1107 code for a protein of 368 amino acids. The transcript has a single exon. Gene Ontology annotation, molecular function: protein binding. Lineage: Eukaryota; Viridiplantae; Streptophyta; Magnoliopsida; Fabales; Fabaceae. The record is from RefSeq and is a predicted model, not a curated record.